ACAGCUAGAGCCGCAGCGGCACCUUUUCCAAGCCUGGGCCAUGGAGAGCCAGCCAAAAAAAACAACGCGAGGGACCGGGCGCGGCACCAGGGAUGCGGAAAAAACAAAGAGCAAGACAGAAGAACCGGUGCGCGUCACCAGAGAUGCGGAGAAAGCGAAGAGACGACGCAGCGGCGACAGCCUCAGAUCGAUAUACAUGCAGCUUAUCGCCUGCCGCGUGCCCAAAGCCGACCACGACGCUUUACGGUGCGUGAGCAAGCGGUGGCGGGCAGCGGCGGAGAGGGUCGGGCUCCAGCGCCUGCGGGCCACGUGCGGCUGGACUGAAACAGCACUGAUAGUGGCGGGCGGCGGCGACAGCGUGUUCGAGCGAGGCGAGUCGGAUCCUACGCCCGACCGCGAGGACUGCUGGCAAUUGAUAGGCGGCAAGUGGCGCAAAAUGCGGAACGAUCCCAAACCACGUUGCGAUUCUGCGGUGGUGAGCUGGCGCGGCCGCGUAGUAUGUGUGGGCGGGACGCGCACCGUGAAGAAUGAGGAAGACGCGUGGUCGAUGCGGACGGGCGUGGGCGACGUCGUGAGUUAUGACGCGGCGACAGAUGAGUGGACGGACCUCCCGGCGAAGUGUGAGCGCCGCACGAGCGCAUACGCCGCCGUCGACCCGACCACGGACGCGCUCGUCGUCGUCGGCGGCUGGCGCGUGCGAGGAGAUCUGCUAGACCCUGAUCCGGCCAUAAAUAAUGGACACUUCGACGAGGAGGUCGGCACGAUGCAGAUGCUGGCCAACCCGACAGACCAGGCUUGGACGGACCUGCCGCCCAUGCCAUCUGCCGUCUCCAACUUUGUGGGAGGCGUCAUCGGCACCAAACUAUAUGUCGCGGGCGGCCUCCGCUGGGUAGGGGGUUGGCGCAUCGCGAGCGACGAGCUGCAGGUAUUUGAUUUUGAGACGAGGACGUGGAGUCUCGGACCGGAUUUGCCCGGCCCGCGUUACUAUGGCGCCGGCUGUGUGUGCGACGGGAGGCUUUAUAUUGUGGGCGGCAAAGACGAGUCGCGGAACCUGACGCGGAGUGUCAUCGUGUUCAGUCCGGAAUCGCCUGCCGGUUGGAGCCAGGUCAGUAGCCUUCCCGAGUUCCGGUACUAUCAUUCGUGCUGCAAUUACAAGGGUAAACUUGUGGUAUUCGGCGGCGAGGGCGACGGAGAGGUCUUUCCACCGCUCGUGCUGUCGUCGAUCUCGGGACGCGAUCCGGGCCGGCACCCGCCGGAAGAGCAGUUAUGGUUGUCGGAAGCUCUUAGGACUGAAAUAUUGGACGUGCUCGGGCGCGCGCUGGCACGCGACGUGCCUUUAGAAGGUAGGGUGCAGGUAGGGUCGUUGAACGAGGAAUUGACGAAGCGUACUCUUCAGCGCUUUGGCUUUUACCUGGCUCAAUAUGGCGAAGUGUUUGGCGACGAGCUCACCUUGCAGGACCGCGAGCUCGCCUCAAAGCUAUACAGGCGGCUCGACGACGACGCCGCGGUACUAUCCAUCCCGCCGCUCCCGGCGGGCUACGACCACCCACUCCUCGCGGCCAUCGUCUGCAGCGCGCCCGUCGGUUAAGUAUAUAUAUGAAUUACUUGGAGUA
Messenger RNA from Pelagomonas calceolata, 1613 nucleotides. The record is from the annotation of a GenBank genome assembly. NCBI's taxonomy places the organism in Eukaryota, Pelagophyceae, Pelagomonadales, Pelagomonadaceae.